GGGACCUCGUCGAUUUAGCACAGCGCCUGCUAGCCCAGUUGGGUGACACACCACACGGGCUCCGAAGUCAUGAUCUAGCUCGCACGUCAAGAUCGAGCUGCCUACUGCUCCCAGCUCCGAGUCCAGCACGGAACCACCACUGUCAACACCAGUCACUCGAUCCGCCCGGCCACGACCAGUGUCCGACCUCCAUAGCCGACAUUUGUGCUCAAACCAUGGCCCCCGAACACAUUGCCCGGAAUAGCUCGGGAGACGUCGCCAUGCGAGAUGCUCCUGAUGCCACGCCGAUCGCCUCGCCGAAGCCAAACGACCAGUCCGGCCCGAAUCCUGGCAGCCUCAAGGUCAGCCACCAAUAUCUCUUGGAGCAACGGAUACGCAGGAAGCUCGACCGACGUGGUGCCGAUCCAGCUCGUGAGGCCAAGUUCCGGCUCGAGGGUAUCCAGCUCAUAGACUCGAUCAGAGAGAAGCUCCAGCUCCCUGCAAAGACGUACAAUGCCGCAUGCACCUUCUACCACAAAUUACGGCUGAAGCAUCCAAACUACGAGCUCAACAACACUGACGUCGCAAUGGCUUGCCUCUUCACGGCUUGCAAAGUGGAAGACACCCACAAGAAGUCCAGGGAUAUUGCAUGCGCUCGCUGGAACCUGCAGAACCCUGACAAUCAGCUCACACAAGACGACAAGACUUUUGACGCCCCAUCAAAAGCAAUGCUCAAUCUAGAACGAGCAGUCCUCGAGGCGCUGCGCUUCGACUUUCGUGUCCGAUUUCCCCAGAAGAUCAUUGCCAAGCUGGUCAAAUAUCGCCUGGGCAGCGACGAGCAGGCCGCUAAGGACUUCUUCGCGGUGGCAUACGCCAUGUCGUUCGACAUGUACAAGACGCACGUGCCCAUCAAGCACACCACAUUCUCCAUGUCUUUGGCCGUGGUUGAGCUCACGGCGUUGCUGACGGGCGUUCACAUUGACGAAUUCCGCAUCAAAGACCCCAGUAUCAAGUGGCACACCGAUCGAAGCGUGGUUCUAGAAUGCCUGUUGGAUUUGCUGGAUCUGUACACACUCUAUCCAAAAGCAACGCGGGUCGGGCUCAUGUUCGACCUCGAAGCGUUUAUCGAUAUCAAGAUCGCGGCGAACAAGGAGCUCGAAGAACGGAGUAGUCCGCGAUACCAACACCAGUGCGAGGAGUGCGCACAGGCCGGCGUCCCUCCAUCGCCAUCGACGGGGUCGGAAAAGGAGGACGAGCGCGGUGACGCCUCCACGGCCAGCAACAACAAUAACCAUAACAACAACCGCGCCGCAGAGGUGAAGCGGUCCAGGGACGGCACCACCCGAUUCGUCUUCGAUGUUGAUGCUGCAUACCGCGAGCGCGACGUCGUCAAGCAGUUCACCGAGGACCAUUGGGAAGAACAUGAGGUCGAGGUGGAAGAGACGAUUCCCGAGGAUAUACCAGAUCGCCCACGGGGCCCCAGAGCAGCCCCUAGAGGACCGCGAGGCCGGGGCGGACCUCCUUCGGCAUUCAACGGGGGAGGUAUGGGCCGCGGAGGGCGGCCGGAUUUUGAUCCUGGCUGGACCCCGCGGAAUCGGCAUGACCGUCCUCGUGGUGGCCCGCGGGGUGGUAUGGGUGGGCGAGGCGGAGGUCAAGGGUACUACUGAAUCAGGGCAAAGGGCCAUUAGAUGGGAGAAGGAAACACCCAAUAUGGCGGGACAAUGUUUCAAGAGACCUGCAAAGAAUGUACUCGGAGUUUGGCAAAGAUACCCGCAUGCAAAUACACCAAAAUCAAAGGCACGGCAUAUUCUAUCUAGAGUUCCAAUGGAAGCACGACGCAAUUACUCUGUGAAACCCCACUGCAAUGAGAUAUAACCUUCUUGAUUCCAG
Molecule: messenger RNA, 1869 nt
Organism: Microdochium trichocladiopsis
Lineage: Eukaryota; Fungi; Ascomycota; Sordariomycetes; Xylariales; Microdochiaceae
Exons: 3
Coding region: 216-1646 (476 amino acids)
Biological process (GO): positive regulation of DNA-templated transcription, elongation; regulation of transcription by RNA polymerase II
Cellular component (GO): cyclin/CDK positive transcription elongation factor complex; nucleus
Molecular function (GO): cyclin-dependent protein serine/threonine kinase activator activity
Source: RefSeq, a predicted model, not a curated record